Messenger RNA from Beauveria bassiana ARSEF 2860, 1887 nucleotides. Its product is annotated as monooxygenase-like protein. The coding region runs from base 1 to 1887 and encodes 628 amino acids. Gene Ontology annotation, molecular function: FAD binding. NCBI's taxonomy places the organism in Eukaryota, Fungi, Ascomycota, Sordariomycetes, Hypocreales, Cordycipitaceae. The record is from RefSeq and is a predicted model, not a curated record. The transcript has 2 exons.
AUGGUGACAAAGUGCCAAGUCAUCAUUGUCGGCGCCGGUCCAGCUGGAUUGUGCCUCGGAUUGGCACUGGCCAAGUUCAACAUCCAGUCCAUCAUCUUGGAAAAGGAAACCGAAAUCACGGCAGAUCCUAGAGGAGUCUACCUCACAGGCGAUGCCGUCCGCAUCCUCUACGAUUUGGGCGUAGGCGACGAGCUCGAGUACGUCGGCCACCCAGCGGAAAAUGUGCAAAUGCACCGCAGCACAUAUGGCGCACCGUCGUACCUGACGCUGCGGCCCGGCACGACCAACGCGCUCGAGCAAGCGGUGCCAGAAGGGCUGCAGCAGAUGCAGCCUCGUCUGGAGACGGCGCUACGCAAGAGAAUCCAUGCCACAUCGUGCUGCCGUCUGUGGACGGGCUGCACCGUCACGGCGCGAGUCAGCGAGGAGCCGCCGCGCAUUCAGUUUCGCGACGCGUCGGAUGAGGUGCAGGAAGUCGAGGGCCAGUGGCUGAUUGGCGCGGACGGCAAGGCAGGCGUGGUGAGGAAGCAGUUCCUGGAGCCCACGAGCGGCAUCAAGCAGCAAGCCGGCCUUCACUUUUACGACGGUAUCAGUAUCGCGUCCAACCUGUACAUUUCCCUGCCCACGCCGCAGUCGCAUCCCAAGUUUGAGCUAUGGGCACUGGGAUACACGUCGGAGCAAGUGUACGACUUGUUUUGGCCCAAGGGAUGGCACUUUUGCUGCCCGCCCGGCAUGCCGACAGCUGGCGGGCGGUUCGGCCCGCACAGCGAGCGGCUGUGGCGGCACGAGUUUCGACUCGACAAGGAGGUCAGCGAACAAGAGUCCGAGGCGGCCUUGUGGGAGCACAUUCUCCCCAUGGUCACUUUGCAGGGCGAUCGACACCGCCAAGUGCAAUUCCGAGCGCCUGUGCAGUACCCGCGAGACUGCAUCCAGGUCUUGCGCUGCCGGCCGUAUCGGUUCACGCAUCGAGUUGUGAAUCGCUGGUUCGACAAGCGCACCAUCCUCAUUGGCGACGCAGCCCACGUCUUUCCUCCGUUUGCGGGCCAGGGCAUUGCCAGCGGCCUCCGCGACGCCCAUCAGCUGGCGUGGCGACUUGCCGUCGUCUUGGAGCGGUUUCCGCCGGACCAGCCCAUGCCGAGUUGGGCGCAGGCGUUGCUGGAAGCGUGGGCGCGCGAGAGGCGAAGCAGCGUGGACACGACAGCGUACCUGUCCAUCUCCCUCGGCCGCAUGUCGUCGGCGCCACCCAACAUACUUGAGCGACUCGGCUUCAGAAUCAAGCACUGCAUGGACCGCUCCCCGGAGCUCGCCAACGGCAUUGAUCCGCUGGUCAAGGUCGAGCGACAGGGCUUCACCAAGGUGCGAGACGGCUGCUUCGUCAAAAAGUACCGCGGUGGUGUGCGAAUGGCCCAGAUCCAUGUAACGGAUGGUCUCACGGGCAAAGCCCUGCUGUCGGACCGCCUGCUCGCCGGGUCGAGCGCCAUGACGCUGCUCGUCAUCUGCGAUGCCAAGGAGAGCGGGCAGAGCGUGUCCCAGGCGAAGCGUGCCGUCAAGAAUGCCCAUCUCCCUGCCGGCGUCUUGGACGAAGAUGCCAUCAUCGUGUAUGAUCCGCAUGCGCAAGAUGAUGUGCAACAUCAUGCAGCCGAAGCCUCCAAGGAAAAGUCCCCAGAGACGGUUGCGUUGUACAGACCGCGCCUAUUUGACGCGACGUCGCCAGAGUACAGACGCUGUGGCGGGUACGACGCCGAGGCGUACAUGAGACGCGUGGGUAAGAAGUCCAGAUUCGUCAUUGUAAGGUCAGACUUUUUUGUGUUUGCGUGCUUGAAGAACGAGCAUGACUUGGCGACGUGUUUGGGUAUUCUCGCCAGCAAAGUAGGGGGAGGCCAGGUCUAA